AUGGUAGUUUUAGUGUUCUGGCUGCUGGAACUGAUUUCUUACGAAGUAUGUCAGGCUCAUAUAGCAAAAUGCAGGCUCCAAGAUCCACACCGUCCACUUCACAUGUAUCAUCAGCCUGGAGAGUUCCUCAUUGGUGGCAUUGUUUCCCAUGGUGGCUUCUUCACCUCUCCAGCAACAUUCACUGAGGAACCCCCACCAGCACUGCCUGAAGAGCUUGUGGUGCUGCCUAAGGAUUACCAGCACAUUGUGGCCUUGGCAUUUGCAGUCAAGGAGAUCAACGAAGACCCUCACAUUUUACCCAAUAUCACCUUGGGCUUCCACUUAUAUGACAGCUAUGACAAUGCAAGGAGCACAUAUCUUGCCACACUGCUGCUUUUAUCCAUGGUGGAGAAAUUUGUCCCUAACUAUAUAUGUGAUGUUGAAAAUAAUCUGACUGGGGUCAUUGGUGGACUGGAUUCUGAAAUCUCCUUUUAUGUGGCAACUCUUUUGGAUAUCUAUAAGAUUCCGCAGCUCAUUUACGGCUCUGCUCCAGUGAUGAAUGAUAAAAGCCCAGGGCUUCCCUUCUACCAGAUGGCAGCCCCAGAAGCCCUUCAGUAUAAGGGAAUUCUCUCUUUGCUUCUGCAUUUCAGGUGGACGUGGAUUGGAGUCAUUGCUACGGACAAUGAAAAUGGAGAAAGAUUUGUGCAAACCAUUUCCCCAAUGUUUACCAAAAGUGGUGUCUGCAUUGCACUCCUACAAAGAAUCCCCGAUCUUAGUUUUAGUUCUGAAAUGUUUGACUUGCUACGACAGGGGGAAAUUAUAAACCGUAAAAUCUUUAGCAGCAAAGCUAAUGUCCAUCACUUUCUGAGAAGUAUCUCAUUUAACAAUACUGCCGGAGAUGUGGUCUUCAUCAACCAGAAUGGGGAGGUGGUGUCUAGCUUAGAUAUCGUCAAUUGGAUUAUAUUCCCCAACCAAAGUUUCCACAGAGUGAGUGUUGGGAGGAUAGAUCCACAGGCUCCACCAGACCAAUCAUUCAUCCUUGAUGAAGAUGCCAUAACAUGGCACAGUUGGUUUAAUCAGACUCAGCCGCUUUCUGUCUGUACUGAGAGAUGUCUUCCAGGAUCAAGCAAGAAAGUGAAGGAGGGACAGCCACCUUGCUGCUACGAUUGCAUCCCAUGUGCAGAGGGGAAGAUUGCAAACCAGGAUGAUAUGAAUGACUGUAGUAAAUGCCCAGAAAAAGACUAUCCAAGCAAGAACCGGGAUGCAUGUCUACCCAAGGAUAUAAGCUUCUUGUCAUAUGAAGAACCUUUGGGCAUCAGUUUAGCUUGUUUCUCUCUUUCCCUUUCCUUGAUCACAGCUUUGGUACUUGGUACAUUUAUAAAACACCACGACACACCCAUUGUCAUUGCAAACAACCGAAACCUCACCUACGCUCUCCUCAUCUCUCUCCUGCUCUGCUUCCUUUGUGCAUUGCUCUUCAUUGGCCGACCAGAGAAGGUGACCUGCCUCCUCCGACAAACAGCUUUUGGCAUCAUCUUCUCAACCGCUGUUUCUUGUGUCCUGGCAAAAACCUUCAUGGUGGUUUUGGCCUUCAUGGCUACAAAACCAGAAUCCAGGAUGAGAAAAUGGGUGGGGAAAGGACUAGGCCACUCCAUUCUCCUUUCCUGCUCCAUAGUUCAAGCAGGGAUAUGUACUGUGUGGCUGGCAACCUCUCCCCCAUACCCAGAUGUGGACAUGCACUCAGUGACAGAAGAAAUCAUACUAGAAUGUAAUGAGGGGUCUGUGACAAUGUUUUACUGUGUCCUCAUCUACAUGAGCUGCCUGGCAAUUGUAAGUUUUUCUGUGGCUUUCCUCGCCAGGAAGCUACCAGACAGUUUCAAUGAAGCCAAGUUUAUCACUUUCAGCAUGUUGGUCUUCUGCAGUGUUUGGCUGUCCUUUAUUCCUUCCUACCUGAGCACCAAAGGAAAAUAUAUGGUAGCUGUGGAGAUCUUCUCCAUCUUAGCCUCCGGUGGUGGGCUGCUGCUUUGCAUCUUUGCCCCCAAAUGUUAUAUAAUCCUUCUGAGGCCUGAGCUGAACAAUAGGGAACAGCUAAUAAGGAAGAAAAAAUAA
Zootoca vivipara (common lizard) is the source of this 2088-nucleotide messenger RNA. NCBI's taxonomy places the organism in Eukaryota, Metazoa, Chordata, Lepidosauria, Squamata, Lacertidae. The record is from RefSeq and is a predicted model, not a curated record.